CAAAUUUGUAAAAGUAGCUUAUGCGAUAUUGCAAAUCUACAGGAUGACGGAGCAUAAGAAUGCCUUUUACAGCAAUCUGUGCUACACUACUAGCAGGGUUAAGCAUUGAGGGACAAAUAUUGAUCUGGUUAGACAAAGCGGUCAGUUUAAACUACAGUUUAACUCAUUAUACUUCAACCCAGCAAGUCCCCGAGGACAUCUUCAGCUACUAUGAGCAGAUGGAUAAAGAAGAAGAGGAGGAGUAAGAGACUCAGAUUGUGUCCUUUUAGAGAUCGUCAGGUACACAUCUGUUUUAUUUCCUUUUUGCCGUUUCACAACUACAUAUUUAACAGUACUGCUGACCAGUUUUUAAAGCAUACGGCUACGAUUUUCUGUCUUUGAGAUUUUUGUACCAUAGGCCUAAUAAUAUGAUUAACGCAUUUGGUACACUCUACUGGGUGAAAACGGAACUACACCUUAACUAGUUAACAGAAAAUUCAUCAUAGUUUAGGGUAAUGCUUUAGAUUACAGCCUGCAACGUACAGCGUAAUUACUCCGGAGUUACUUUGACUUCAACGUGGAGUACCAGGAGGCUGCUGCACUACUGUACACUGGAGCUUGUUCAGAGGCAAGUGAAUUUCUUUCCGCAUUACACUUCUGUAUUAUAAUUAAAUCAGGUGUGCAACAGUAGAGUAAGAGCUAAAAGUUGCAGGACAGGAGGAAUUUGAGGACUGGGUUGAGUGCAUUAGUCUUUUUAAGCAUAUUUAUUGAAUGGUAUGAUAUUGCUUACAGGUUUCUGGUCAGGAUCAACCCUGAUGAUGGCAAGAAAUGCUCUGCCAGACAGGGAGCAAGAAGUGAGGUUGGUGAUGACCAUCAACCCGCAUGUCAACAGCUUAAUUCGGUCCUUGAUGGAGUUUGAAUGGAAGACUUGAAACUGAGAGCCAGUGGUAGGCAGCCAGUGUCCUGAUGGCCACCACCCACAUGCCCUUCAUUAAAAGUUCAUCUACAGUCAGUAGUUAAGGUAUUGGGACACUUGUUGUUAUUAUUGCUCACUUGUAGGUGAGCAAGGAUUUGUAAGGUAAAUCAAGUUCUCUCCUAGGACAGUGCUUCCCACUUACCUAGUCCUCAAGUUACCCUGAUUUGCAGGUUUUUGUUUCAGCUCUAUUCUGGCACACCUGAUCCAGUUAAGGGCUGCGUGUUUUUAUGCCUGCCCUGUUCAGGUAGAUCUGUUUCUGCUGCUCAACCAGUUAAGAAGUUAAUUAAAUCAGGUGUGCAAGAGUAGAGCUGGAACAGGACAGGAACUUGAGGACUCGGUUGGGAACCCCAGUCCUAUAAGGGAGGACUGUGUUUGCGCAUACCAGGAAAAUGCAUAUGCAGAUGUGAAUCUGCAAACUUUGCAAAAGACUGAAACAUAAAUCGUUUUUGCUCACGGGAACACCAAAAAGUAUCCAAAUAAUGGCAAUCCUGAAGCAUUUGACGACAGCAUGCUGGAAGAACUUUCAAGACGUCCGGCUAAAUAAGCAGCUCUUCAUUUUGCGCGCAAUACACAAGUCAGCAGCCAGCGAUGCUUUUGGGAUCUCCGCGGCUGAAAAAGAAGCCAUACCUGAGAAAUUGAUCACACCGGCGGAUGGCGGGAAAACCAGAAUCAAGACCCUGAAGGAGAUGCCUGGACCCAGCACCCUAGCCAACUUGAUAGAGUUUUUCUGGAGAGACGGGUUUAGCAGAGUUCAUGAAAUUCAGCUGGAGCACAGGAAGAAGUAUGGCAAAAUUUUCAAAUCCCGUUUUGGACCCCAGCUGGUGGUCUCUGUGGCAGACCGUGACCUGGUGGCUGAGGUGCUGAGGGCUGAGGGCAUGACCCCUCAGAGAGCUAACAUGGAUUCUUGGAAGGAGUACAGAGACAUGAGAGGCCAUUCCACUGGCCUCAUCUCAGCGGAGGGAGAACAUUGGCUAAAGAUGCGGAGUGUGCUCAGACAGCUCAUUAUGCGUCCCCGUGACGUAGCAGUCUUCUCUGAUGAUGUGAACCAAGUGGUAGAUGACCUGAUCAAGAGAGUUUGUACUAUGCGCACCCCGGAGUCUGCAACUGUCCUCAAUGUGAAUGACCUUUUCUUCAAAUAUGCCAUGGAAGGUGUGGCAGCCAUUUUGUACGAGUGCCGACUAGGCUGUUUGGAAGAUGAGAUUCCCCAGGAAACCCAAGACUACAUCAGUGCACUUGACCUCAUGUUCCGCUCCUUCAAGACAACCAUGUAUGCCGGAGCAAUACCCAAGUGGCUCAGACUUCUCAUCCCCAAACCAUGGGAGGAGUUCUGUCUCUCCUGGGAUGGCAUCUUCAAAUUCAGCCAUAUUCACGUUGAUAAGAGGCUCACAGAGAUCAAGGCCCAGCUGGAGCGGGGAGAGGAGGUAAAGGGGGGACUGCUCACACACAUGCUCAUUACCAAGGAGAUGAGCAUAGAGGAGAUCUACGCCAACGUAACGGAGAUGCUACUGGCUGGGGUCGACACGACAUCCUUCACCCUUUCCUGGGCCAGCUACCUGUUAGCGCGGCACCCUCAUAUACAGCAGCAAAUCUUUACAGAAGUGAUGAGGACUCUGGGACCUGGAGCAGUUGCCACAGCUGACGAUGUCCCUCGUCUGCCUCUCAUCAGAGGGCUGGUCAAAGAAACUCUCAGAUUUUAUCCAGUUCUCCCAGGCAAUGGACGGAUUACCCAGGAUGACUUGGUGGUGGGCGGAUAUUUUAUCCCCAAAGGGACUCCAUUGGCCCUGUGCCACUACUCCACAUCUUUGGAUGAAGAUAACUUUGCUGAUGCUUCAGACUUCCGACCGGAUCGCUGGAUACGGAAAGAGUCCACAGAUCGCGUUGACAACUUUGGCUCGAUUCCCUUUGGCUACGGACUCAGGAGCUGCAUUGGAAGGAGAAUAGCAGAGUUAGAGAUGCAUCUAGCUCUCACAAGGCUCAUUCAAAGGUUCCACAUUGGCGUGUCUCCUCUCACUGUUGAUGUCCAGGCCAAAACCCAUGGCCUGCUCUGCCCUGCUGCCCCCAUCAACCUGCAGUUCAUCGACAGGGAAAACUAGACACAGACUCCUCUCCAUAAAAUCUUCUGUAUUGUAUGUUUUAAAAGCACUGAUUCAUUAUUAGGAAUUUUUAAAUACAGUUUUUAAAUACAAUUUUAGUACACCUUUCACUGUUCGAUGGGUGGGAGACUGAGGUUUUACACAGGCAAGUAAUGUGUCUCACUUUCUCCUGUUCCUGUUAGGGAGAAGGACACAAAAAUAGUAAUGGAUCAAUAAUUUAAAGAUAAAAGCUGUUCUUGUAUGGGAUGAAUAUCAUGCCAUAUCUCAAUACUGAAAAAAAGCUUCGAAAGGUUGAAACUCAUUGUUUGAAAGCUUGAAAUCUAAUAAAAAGGUUUUGCAAGACUGAAAAAGUUUUGAAGGCUUGCAUAAUGUUUUGAUUGGCUGAAAAAAACAUUUUCUUCUUCACAACUGCAGCACUCUGUUUACAGUGUUUCUCCAAUACAUUUUCAGAGUUUCAAAUUUGUCACUGUUCUACCAAUUUUAUUUUCUCCUGGGAUUAGUUUGUUUUCCAGGUUUGAAACCUUGUAAACAAUCAAUCUGAUUUUGAAGGCCAGGUCUUUAAGCCCUUUGAGCCACAGUUUUGAUGUUGACCUAGAACUUUUUUCAUAAUUUGAUGCCUCUAACCUCUGCAGUUUUUAUAAUGAAACUCAAUUUAAUGACCUAUGUGUUUUUUCUGUCAUCGCUUUAUCAGAAACAUGACUUACAGAGGACUCUAGAGAAAUCUUUAGACUACCUAAAUACAAUUCAGUUCACUAAGUAAGAGAGAAUAGAUCUGGAGGUUGACUAUCUCUUUUUAUUCGUGGUGACUAUGAAUUUAAAAUUUGGUAUGAUCUCUCUCUGAAGUGAGGCAGGGCUGGAAUCAGUUUUUUUUAGAGCUCUCAGGUGGAAAGAAUGUUAUUGUUGGUGUUAUUUAUCGCCCACCUGACCAAGAUGGUCUAGUUCUCAAAAUUGGAGAUACAUGCUUUUAAGUGCACAGGAAGAGUAUGAAAUAUUGUAAUCUGAAACGUUACUAGUGACUAAAGCUGUCAGACAAAUGUAGUGGAAUAAAAUGUACAACAUUUGCCUCUGA
Siniperca chuatsi (mandarin fish) is the source of this 4117-nucleotide messenger RNA. RefSeq names its product cytochrome P450 27C1-like. The record is from RefSeq and is a predicted model, not a curated record. The transcript is spliced from 10 exons. Gene Ontology annotation, molecular function: heme binding; iron ion binding; monooxygenase activity. NCBI's taxonomy places the organism in Eukaryota, Metazoa, Chordata, Actinopteri, Centrarchiformes, Sinipercidae. Gene Ontology annotation, cellular component: mitochondrial inner membrane. Gene Ontology annotation, biological process: C21-steroid hormone biosynthetic process; cortisol metabolic process; cellular response to peptide hormone stimulus. Bases 1435 to 3048 code for a protein of 537 amino acids.